AUCUGUGCUCUGCUCUUCGCCAGCCUCUACAUCCUCUGCCACUUCAUCAUAACCCACUUCAAGAAGCACACGGACUUUGCAGCAGUGCACGAUGACGAGGAUGCUGCUGUCAACAGGAUUGCGCUGGGGCUCUGCACCUUCACCCUGGCUGUGGCGCUGGGUGCUGUCCUCCUCCUCCCCUUCUCCAUCAUCAGCAAUGAGGUGCUGCUCUCUUUCCCCCAGAACUACUACAUCAAGUGGCUGAACGGGUCCCUUGUCCACGGUCUCUGGAACUUGGUCUUCCUCUUCUCCAAUCUGUCCCUUGUCUUCCUCAUGCCCUUUGCCUACUUCUUCACCGAGUCAGAGGGGUUCGCAGGAUCCAAGAAGGGCAUCAUGGCCAGGGUGUACGAGACGUCGGUGGUGCUGCUGCUGCUGACACUGCUGGUGCUGGGCAUGGUCUGGGUGGCCUCUGCCAUCGUGGGCAAUGACGCUGCCAGCCGUCAGUCUCUCUAUGACCUCUGGGAGUAUUACCUGCCCUACCUCUACUCCUGCAUCUCACUCUUUGGUGUGCUGCUUCUGCUGCUGUGCACCCCCUUUGGCCUCUCCACCAUGUUCACUGUCACUGGGAAGCUGCUGGUGAAGCCUCGGCUCCUGGAAGACCUGGAUGAGCAGUUGAGCUGCACAAGGCUCGAGGAAGCUGCUGUGUCCCGCAGGAUCAUAUCUGGCAAAGCUUCCUGCUGGCUGAACUUGGACAUGGAGCUGCUGCGGGAGCAAUUCUUUGCCAUCCGAAGCAAGAGGCGGAAGCUGGAGCUGCGGCACCGAGCAUCACCCUGGCAGAGGAACCUGGGCUACCCCCUGGCCAUGCUGGUCCUCCUGGCACUAACAGGCAUCUCCGUGCUCAUCGUCUGCUUCCACGUCCUGGAGCUGCUGCUGGAUGAUGCUGCCAUGCCACGGGGCAUGCAGGAUGCAUCCCUGGGCCAGGUCUCCUUUUCCAUCUUCGGUUCCUUCGGAGCUGCCCUGCAGGUCAUCCUCAUCUUCUACCUGAUGGUCUCCUCAGUCGUGGGCUUCUACAGCUCCCCCCUCUUCACCCACCUGCUCCCGGAGCGGCAGGACACUCCCCUCACCAAGAUCAUCGGGAACUGUGUCUCCUUGCUGGUGCUCAGCUCAGCACUGCCUGUCUUCUCCAGGACACUGGGGAUCACCCGUUUCGACCUCCUGGGGGAUUUUGGCCGCUUUAACUGGUUAGGGAACUUCUACAUCGUCUUCCUCUACAACAUGGGCUUCGCGGGGCUCACCACGCUGUGCCUGGUGAAAAAGGUCUCCUGGGCUGUUCAGGCCGAGCUCAUCCGCGCCUUCGGUCUGCACAAGCUGCCGCUGCCUGUGACGCGCUGCCGACGCCGCGGAAAGCCCUGCUAG
Molecule: messenger RNA, 1395 nt
Organism: Acanthisitta chloris (rifleman)
Lineage: Eukaryota; Metazoa; Chordata; Aves; Passeriformes; Acanthisittidae
Gene: LMBR1L
Product: limb development membrane protein 1-like
Exons: 16
Biological process (GO): signal transduction; receptor-mediated endocytosis
Molecular function (GO): transmembrane signaling receptor activity
Source: RefSeq, a predicted model, not a curated record